UAAGGGCUCCCAUGUAUAAAAGAAAAUCCAGGAAGUGUACUUCCCUCAGUUGAGUUCAAGGCAUUGCUUACAAAAUGAAACUAAUUUCCCUGUUGUUUUCACUUGGUCUGUUAGCCUUGGCGAUGGCUUCCCCGCUGGAUCCAGAUAACGUUAUUAUCAAUGGAGAUUGCAAAGAUUGUAAUGUGUACGGAGGCUAAUCUGGAGCUAAAAACCUUAAGAGUUAUGUAACUUACACUUGUAGAAAAUACAUUUUCUGCAUAUAA
Drosophila suzukii is the source of this 263-nucleotide messenger RNA. Its product is annotated as bomanin Short 5. Gene Ontology annotation, biological process: defense response. NCBI's taxonomy places the organism in Eukaryota, Metazoa, Arthropoda, Insecta, Diptera, Drosophilidae. The record is from RefSeq and is a predicted model, not a curated record.